This is a messenger RNA of Saccostrea echinata, 3292 nucleotides long. Its product is annotated as zinc finger protein 184-like. The record is from RefSeq and is a predicted model, not a curated record. The transcript has 3 exons. Gene Ontology annotation, molecular function: DNA-binding transcription factor activity, RNA polymerase II-specific; RNA polymerase II transcription regulatory region sequence-specific DNA binding. Gene Ontology annotation, biological process: regulation of transcription by RNA polymerase II. Gene Ontology annotation, cellular component: nucleus. Lineage: Eukaryota; Metazoa; Mollusca; Bivalvia; Ostreida; Ostreidae. The coding region runs from base 306 to 3227 and encodes 973 amino acids.
UGACUGGACGAAAAUUUGAUCGAGAUUUGCAAGCGCUCUACCGAGUCUAUGUUGACACUUUCCUUUUUAGAGUAUUUGUAAUUAGAUUCAGAGAUUACUGAUGUAACCUUACCAUGUCCAAUUUCUGAGAUUGAUUGCAUUGUCACCAUGAUGGACCCUUCCCAUGGGUUAGCAACUGUACACAGUUUUAAACAUGAAGAAAGGCAGGAUUACAACUUCAUGUCUGCCUCAGAAGAAACAAAGUACCCAUUUGUAGAACCAUAAAUCCUAGGUUGUAUUCUAAUUGGACUUGAUAAAUAAUUAUAAUGACCACUUGUUCUAAUAGUGAAAUAAACAAGGACACACCUGGUGAAUCGGCUUCUCCAUCUACUAAUUUGUCACCCACCAUCAAAAGCAACUUGCAUGAAGUAAUUGUCGUUAAAAUGAAGAGUUUCACCCCACAGAAUGAUGUCCACCUUAAAAACAUUCCCAAAAUCCAACCAAAAUCAGCAUCUGCUUCAUGUAAAACUUCUGAUGGAAGUACAUCUACAACUUCUGAAAAUCAGAUUUCACUCACAAAUUCAAGUUAUUUGCAAGCAAGUGGACAUUCUGCUUUGCUUAAUAAUUCCAAGGUAAUUAUUUGUACAUUGAAUAAUAGCCUGCCAAAGAUUCCAAGUUCACCUGCAACAAUACUAAGUGAUCCUUUAGAGAGCACAAACAGCCUAGGGGUUCAUUCUACCCUUCCUACAGCUAGUAGGAGCAUGAAAAGCCUUCUAACCAAUAAGUUCACUCAGGCUUGUGUGAACAUGAACAGCCUCAGAAUCCAGCAGGCCUCUCAAACCACUUUGAACACCAACAACCUUGGAAUGCAUCAGUCACCCCAGCCUAGUUUGAACACAGACAGCCACGAGACACAACAGGUGUCCUCUCUGCCUCCUUUGAACACCAACAACCUUGGAGUGCAUCAGUCCAGUCAGCCUAGUGUGAACAUGAACAACCUUGCACAGCUUAAAUUCCCUUUUGUGAUUUAUCCUGUGAACAAUUUAUGUAUGGUACAGGUUCCUAAAAAUAUAGUGCUUUCAUUACCAAACAAGGCAAAGAAUGCUGAAAAUUCUAUGGGAGUAUCUCAAACCAAGGCUACUACACUGUCCAAUGCAAUUCACAUCAACAAUACUGACAAGGUACCAAGUAACAUGCCUAUUCACCAAAAUACUGCUGUUGCUGUCUCCAAACCAAAUGUUAUGAACAAAACAACUGUCAGCAAUCCCAGAGUUCUGAACAAUGGUGUAACUGUUUUAAGUGCUGUUACUCUAAAUCAGCUUAAAAAUGUUCAGAAAACUGUACUUCUGAAGCAAGCUUUAAAUGUCCCUAGAGAUUCAGUGAUACCCAACAGUCAGGAUAUAACCUCAAAUUGUUUUAAGAAAAAAUUAACAACAGACAAUUGCAGGCCCACACAUGACACAGAGUCUCAGAACAAAACAUUACCUGUGAACACUUCAAAAACAGUGGUACCAGCAGAUGUGGAGGUUACAGAGCAAAGCUUUUCAGUCACCCUUCAACCAGUUCAGAAAGGGGAUCCACCAACAGUCCAAAAUUUGGAUCCAUCAACAGAAUUGCAAUGUCAAGUAAAAAUGGAAGAAAGUCCCACUGUUAUCAAUGAACUUGAGUCUUCCAGACUAGUAAGAGGAGAACCACAGGUUGAAAAGGGACUUAAAACAAAAAGGCCAAAGGAAAAUUUAACAGACAAAAGAACUAAUAAAGACAAAAGUAAUGCAGAUAAAAUGGAAGAAAUUGGCUACAAGUUUUAUAAGUGUGGAAUUUGUGAAGAGGCUUUCAGUGAUCCAUUAGUCCUGCAGACACACAUUCGACAACACAAGGGAUUCCAAAGCGAAGUUAUAAAAUGUGGGUAUUGUGAAAAGAUUUUUUCUUGUACAACUGGUGUAUUUGCACAUCUGAAAUGCAUUCAUGGUAUCAGUUGCAAUAAACCAAAAGCUGGUAUGGUUGAGGUUAACUUACCGACGUAUGAAAGGAAUGAAAAAUCUGUGAAAACUAUUCGAGUCAUUCGAACAAAAAUACCAAAAUGCGAGAUGUGUGGUAAAAUCUUUCCCAAUCUAGAGGUGUUUGCACAGCACAAAGAGAGAAGUGACUGUGCUAAAGUAUGGUUUUUUUGUAUCUUUUGUAAGCGACCAGUUCGCAAAGAAACAUUUGAGGAAACACCAUUGCCAAAAGAGAUAAUGUGUAAUAUGUGUCAAAUGAAAUGGAACAAUUUAAAAAAGAACUCAGUUAUAACAGUGGAGCAUAAUAAAGAAGGAGAGGAAAAUCUCUCAGAUGCAGUCCACCCAGAUUUUGUGAAUUUUGGUCCAGAACAGUUCAAGGAGGAGGUAAAAGAGUCCUAUGAUUGUUUGGGAUGUCAGAAAUCUUACAAGCACAAAUCUGCCUAUGAGAGGCACCUGAAACUAAUGCAUAGCACUGUAAAACCACAUAAAUGUGACUUGUGUGAGAAGGCCUUUGUUUUCCCUUCUUCGCUUAGAGGACAUAGACUUUCACACAUGAAAACAAAAACAUUUGCAUGUGAUAAGUGUCCUAAAACAUUCAAAUUAAGAUACGCUCUUAAAAAGCAUAUGUGGAAACAUGAGCCGGGGAGGUUUCCUUGUGAUGUGUGUGGGAAGAUAUUGAAAUGCAAGCAGAGGCUCAGAGAGCAUAAGAGAUUACAUACUGGUGAAAAGCCGUUUCUCUGUGAGAUUUGUGGGAGGAGAUUUUAUAGUAGGAUGGCCAGAGUUCUGCACAUGAAUACGCAUGAUUCCUCUACUAAGAUACUGUGUGAGAUUUGUGGAAAACUUUUUACUGAGCCAUAUUUACGACAUCAUCUGGUAAGGCACAGAAUCCAUGAUGAUUUGAGCUUGGAAACAAGAUCGCGAAUUUCAGACAUACCUUAUGUUUGCGAACAUUGCGGAAAGGGCUUCUGUGAAAGGUUGCGAUAUGAAAAGCACAAAUCGAGCAAACAUAAACAUAAGACCAAUGUCAGUUAUUCAGAAGAGAUCCAUAAGAAAAAGAAAAACCCUGAUGCUCGACCCAGAUGUGGCACUUGUGGAAAAUCUUUCACCAAUAAAUGGACUCUUGAAGCUCAUGUAGCCCUCCAUCGAGGAUUGAUGCGGGUAGCUUGUGAUAAGUGUAAUAUGGUAAUGCAUAAAAAUUCUUUGAGGCGGCACAUGUUAAAAAUGCACAAAACCACAAAAACUAGUCUAUGACUUUUUCAUGAAUGUUAAAAAAUAUUAGUUCAUAAUACAAAUAUUUAUGAGGUUAAUGUGUAAGA